Molecule: messenger RNA, 1214 nt
Organism: Cadophora gregata
Lineage: Eukaryota; Fungi; Ascomycota; Leotiomycetes; Helotiales; Ploettnerulaceae
Exons: 1
Coding region: 174-1214 (346 amino acids)
Molecular function (GO): 2-oxoglutarate-dependent dioxygenase activity
Source: RefSeq, a predicted model, not a curated record
GCCACAUACACCUCUCAUCAAGAACAAACACGAAUGGAACGUACAGGGGCGACAGCACAUCAUCGAUCUAGGCCUAGCAGCGGCGCCACCCGAACCCCACCAGCCGAUCCAAGCUUCCCCUGCAGCUCAACUCCACGCGCUCCAACACUUGGGUCUGGAGCUUCUACAACGCCAUGCUCUCACUGCGAGCACCAUUCAAGAUCACCACACUCCCCACCCGGCGCCUCUACAGCUUGCAGCAUGCCUUCCGACCAGUUCCUACCAUUACCGGACCCCUAGACUCAUUACCCAUCGAAGAAUUCCGCUCUCGCGCAUUCGUUCCUGAGAAACCCCUCCUGAUAACCGCUGGAGAUAGCAAUGUGAAGGGCGUGAAAGGAUCGCAAUGUACAAUACCAGCAGCAGAGAAAUGGUUCAAAAGGAGACCUGCCGGCUCAGACCCUGCGAAUGAGGAAGAAGAUGGAUUUGCAGUCCUAUCGCAAGAAUACCUUGCCCCAUUCGGCUCAACAAUUCUCCCCCACGAGCUCAUCACACCCAAACAUGCCGAUCCAGGAGCGGCAAACAACACCAGCGAACUCGAUAACCUCCCGAAGCACUACACACAGCACUCCUCCCCCGGCAGUACGUUCCACCACUUCUCCGCGCCACUCUCCCUCUUCCUUCUGGCCAGCAAAUCCCUUACACUCUCCCAAGCACCACCACAGCUCUACAUCGCCCAAGCCCAACUCCUCUCCCUUCCUCCGACCCUCCAAACCGACCUUCCCACCCCCUCCCUUAUAACCCACGCCGGCAAAGGCGACAUCUACGACUCCAACCUCUGGCUCGGCAUCCCACCAACCUACACACCCCUCCACAAAGACCCGAACCCGAAUCUCUUCAUCCAACUAGCUGGGCGGAAACGAGUUAGGAUGUUCAAGCCGCGGGUUGGACAGGGUGUAUUUUGGGGGGUGCAGGAGAAGAUUGGGAGAGGUGGAGGGGGUGGGAGGGGGCAGAUGAGAGGAAGUGAGAUGAUGGAGGGGCCGGAGAGGGAGGUUUUGUUUGAGGCUGUUUGGGGGGAGGAUGUUGGGAUGGUGGGAAGGGAGGAAAGGAGGAGAGAUGCGGGGUUUGAAACUGUUGUUAGGCCCGGGGAUGCGCUGUUUAUACCCAAGGGGUGGUGGCAUAGUUUUAGGAGUGUUGGGGAGGGGAUCACGGGAAGUGUUAAUUGGUGGUUUCGGUGA